Messenger RNA from Labeo rohita (rohu), 936 nucleotides. Its product is annotated as olfactory receptor 146-like. Gene Ontology annotation, biological process: G protein-coupled receptor signaling pathway. Gene Ontology annotation, molecular function: olfactory receptor activity; G protein-coupled receptor activity. The transcript has a single exon. Gene Ontology annotation, cellular component: membrane. Lineage: Eukaryota; Metazoa; Chordata; Actinopteri; Cypriniformes; Cyprinidae. The record is from RefSeq and is a predicted model, not a curated record. Bases 1 to 936 code for a protein of 311 amino acids.
AUGGAUAAAAUCUCCUCUUCACACAUUCUCACUGUCACAGCUCUGAAUGAUUGGAACUGGACCAGCAGGAUCAUAUUUUUUUCUUUUGCUCUUCCACUUGACCUUCUAACCAUUGUUCUGAAUGUCGCCUUGAUUAUGAUCAUUGCUUUUGAGAAGGCGCUGCAUGAGCCCAUGUACAUUUUCUUGUGUAAUCUGUGUGUUAAUGAUCUGUGUGGAACUACAGGGUUUUAUCCCAGGGCUUUGGUAUAUUUACUCACUGAAACAAACAGGAUUUCACUUGAGGAAUGUAUUGUACAAGGUAUAGUCAUCAUUGUUUAUGCAGUUGGUGAAUUCUCAAAUUUAAGCGUCAUGGCUGUUGACAGGUACAUAGCCAUCUGUCGACCUUUACAUUAUCACAGUAUUAUGUCACCUUUCACUGUCCGAAGCCUGGUGAGUUUUAUUUGGAUAUUUCCUUGUUUUGCAAGUAUAAUUGCUAUUUUGGUGGCUAUGAAACACCCUAUUUGCAGACAUGACAUAAAUAAACUUUUCUGUGAAAACCUGUCCUUGGUUAAUCUUAGUUGCAAAGAAGAUAUUUCGUAUGGGAUUUUUAACGUGUGGAUGUAUGCCUCAGUAACUGUAUUGAUUGCUUUAGUUCUGGUUUCGUAUUUUAAAAUAAUUCUAGCUUGUAGGAGAUCUACAGUAAAUCAAGAGAAGUUCUUCAGCACAUGUAUGCCACACUUGAUUACCUUUCUGAACUACAUUGCAUGUUCUUUCUUUGAUUCUUCCCAGACAGAAUUAAGAGCAAAAAACUUGUCUCGUAUGUUACAUACUUUUUUGUCUGUUAUAUUCCUGACUGUUCCCCCUGUUUUCAAUCCUGUAAUAUAUGGUAUAAAAUUAGGUCCAAUCAGGGCAAAAAUAUUGUACAUUUUCCAAAGUCCAAGGAUUAAUAACUUCUGA